AAAUGCGGUUCCUCGUUUUGCACUCUACCGAUUUACUCUGGUUUUGUCCCCUUUUGGCACCUUCGUUUUCAUAGUUGCAUUGCAUUUAUGAGCGUGACUCGGUGGAUGCGGAGAGAGAGUGCGUUGUGGUGUGUGAUGUGACGAUCAUUCUUAAUGCUUCCUUCUCUCUUCAUUCAUUAUCAAUUAAUGCCAUGCACUUAGCAUGGUUGGUAAGCACUAAUUCCACCCCUUUUAAAUUCCUCGCUCACUCUUUCUCUUCUUCCAAUCCCCUUCUCUCCUUCCAUGCCACUGAUGCUUUCGUCGUUCCAACUCAACAGCACUAGCAACGAAAACAACCGCAUGUUAUAGGGACUUGCUGUUCAUGGAGUGGGAUCUGUGGAGUUCGACGUAUGACCAAGAUGCGACUGGUAGUAAUUACUGGUCACCGCAACAUGAAUGCGACUUCUACUUUGGGUGUGGCCCAGGUAAUCAUUGUUUCUUACUCCUUGACGCUUGGCAUUUUUUGUGUUGUCCUUGUGUUGUUUUUACUCUGGCUUUCUGUUAAUUUUGUAGAUGUUAUAGAGGAGGACGCGUUGAACAUGGAAUCCUGUAUUCGGGUUUUGAGAAUAUUGAUCACCAAGGCGGAUACUGAGAUUGAGGAACUUGAAAGAGAUCUCUUGGUGCUUCAGAAGGAGUUGGUCUGUUUUGAGCAUGAAAAAUGGCCUGAUAUAUUCUGUGGUGUUCUCAGUGAGAGAAUCAGCCAGCUUGAUGUGGCGAUUAGGACUUUAAAGAAUGAUUGUGCUGAUGAGGCUGAAGUGCAGUUACUGCUAGAUAGUGAACCUGCUGGGACGCUUCAUGAAAUACUUGCCCAGUAUCUAGAUGUGAAUGUCUUGAGUCCAGUUGUGAAUGUUACUGAACAUGCACCAGACAAAGAUUCUAGCACCCUUAAUAUGAUCAUUAAGGAAGAAGGACAAGAUCUUCAUGGAACCUCAGAAAGCUCUGGAAGCUUGGAACUUAUUUUGGAGAUUCAGAAGUCAGAUAAUCCGGAAAAGAUUGAGGAACUAUCUGAAGAAACACUUGUUAGAAGUCCUGAUUUGGCGGGCAUUAUCCUUGCAUCCUACCACUCUGAUGGUAUAAAAUUAUCAGAAACAUUUGAUGAUCAAGUUGCAGGAAAUGAAGUCAGAAAAAGCCAACUCAUUAAUUCAAAUACAGGUCAAAUGUUGGAUUUGUUUUCGGCCAAAAGUGAAGCCAAGAAAGAAAAUGAAUUUGUCAGAGAAAAAGAUGUUAGCCCAGAUGAAUUUAGACCUGCAAUUGACAUCAAUGGGAAGAAAACGGGUCCACAUUCCAUAUUAGAUACUUCACAACGACAAAAACGAGCAAAACCUAAUUUAGACAAAGAACCAUGUGAUUUUGCUCCAAAAGCUGCACAAAGGGACUGCAAGAAAGAACCCAAGGUUGCUCCAGACGAAGAUUUGAACUCCCUGAAUUACCCUUUACAAGUUGUUUAUCCUAAAACAUUAUGUAUCACUGAUACAGAAUUUUGCUCCGUUAAAGAUAGCAAUGGGAUGCAUACCAAGAGUUCAUUGUAUACUGGGUUACAGCUGAUGGAUGUAGAUGAAGAUAAAGGGAAAGAACAUGAACAAGACCUUAAAUCCCAACUGAGAACUAACCUCAGAAAGUCCAAGAUGAGUUUCCCUUCAAAGCUUAAAGCUUCGGAAAAGAAGGAACUGGAACUAAAGGCAUUUUCUUCCAGAGAACCAUUUGACAGUUGUACGGAAGUUAUUCCAAGUGCAUCCAUAGUUGUAUCAGCUAAGAGCCAGCGAAGAUCCAAAUCCUGUACUGAUGUUACCAUUUUAAACGAGUCAAUGAAGCGGAAGAUUAUUACUAAAGGGGCAGUGAAACCAGACAAGCAUGAGACUGAAGGUCGUGCUAUUGUUCUUUAUGACAGUAAAUUUUCUGAAUUACAAAAGAAAAGAAGAGUUACAAAGUUGCCUAUCACCGUGGACAUACAAAAUUCAAGUGUUAAUUUGGACGUACCAAAUUCAGACGGGGUUUCUAUGGACAAAAAAAGCAAGUUAGCUCCUCGUACUCACAAGUCACAUUCCUUGGUGGAUUCUCAUGAUGAGACCUUAUCUUUGAAUAGCUUGUCAUUGACUGAUUUGAGGGCUAUGGCAAAGGAACACAAUGUGAGAAAAUAUUAUAAGCUUCGAAAAGUAGAUUUGGUUGAACAGUUAGCUCAGCGACUGAGUAGCUGCUGA
This is a messenger RNA of Vigna umbellata (rice bean), 2237 nucleotides long. The record is from RefSeq and is a predicted model, not a curated record. Lineage: Eukaryota; Viridiplantae; Streptophyta; Magnoliopsida; Fabales; Fabaceae.